Molecule: messenger RNA, 1938 nt
Organism: Episyrphus balteatus (marmalade hoverfly)
Lineage: Eukaryota; Metazoa; Arthropoda; Insecta; Diptera; Syrphidae
Exons: 7
Coding region: 477-1748 (423 amino acids)
Source: RefSeq, a predicted model, not a curated record
UUAACUUCAGUCUUGUAAUGGGCCUCGCCGAUAGUAGAGUGAUACAGAUAAUUCGUUCCCCAGUGAUACUAAAAAAAAGUGUCUUGUUGUAUAAAAGUUCCAAAACUAAGAAUUAUCCUUUGUUGUUUUAUAUAGACGGCAGUGCCAUCAUGUGGAUAUAUUGAUAAACUGAUAUGAGACAGAAAAAAAGCAUUCAGAGCAACAAACUCACAAAUAAGAAGGAAACAGUUCCAAAACCAAUUUCGAAAAAUCAAUAACAAAGUGUCAUCUCGUUUUUCAACACAACACUUUUUGUGUCAUUCAAAGAAAGUACCGAAUUGUAUAUAUUUUUCUUUGGUGUCAGGCCCCAACAUUGAAUGAUAUUACGGUAUUUGUAUUGUAAACUUUUUAUUCAUACUCUCAACAAAAGAAAAUUGUAACAAAAAAAAAGACUUGUAUAAGACUCCUUUAGAGUUCCGGUUAAAUUAACAAAGAAAAUGGGUGUCAAUGACCAUUCAGCCGCAUCCAAACUCUCGCUCGAAACAUUUCAGGAUAUUUUUGGAAAAGUUGAGCCGGGAGUUCUAAUUGAUUCAUAUGAAGAAGCACAGGGAUCUGGUCGUGGAGAUAAUUACACCGCUACGCUCUAUCGCAUUCAAUUGACAGGUCAUCGUAUAUGCUCAGCUGAUGAAGACAAGAAGCAAAUAUGGGAAAAAAGUGUAAUAUGCAAGAGACUCCCAGAAAAUAUAGCAAGACGAGAGGCAUACAAAAGUGAUAAGUUAUUUAGGAAUGAAGUCGAAUUUUACACAAAUAUAAUCCCAGAACUGAUAAAAUUUCAAAGGACUAGAAUAGCUGACACAUUUCAAGCCAUUCCAAAGUGCUAUCUGGCGCGACAGGACCUCUUAAUUAUGGAGGAUCUUCGUACUCGAGGUUUUAAAAUGCCUGAUCGAAAAAAUGGCUUGAGUAUUGACGAAGUAAAAUGUGUUUUGAAAGAGGUCGCCACAUUACAUUCUCUCAGUUUGGCAUACAAAUUUCAAAAUCCCAAUCAAUUUGAAAAUCUAAAAAAUCGUAUAAAAGAGGGAAUAUUUUGUUCAUCAAAUGAAUUGUGGUACAAGAAUUAUUAUGAACAAUUGACAAAUAACGCAAUUAAUAUGGUUUCGGAUAUUCUACCUAGUGACUCGAAAUAUAUUCAUGCCAUGAAGGAUUUCAUUGCAAGUCCAUCGUUCUUUUCGAAAAUGAUUGAAAUUGUUCAUACGGAGUCACCGUUAUCAGCAAUCUGCCAUGGUGAUUGCUGGGCAAAUAAUUUUCUAUUUAAAUAUAAUUCCGAUGGAGACCUUCAAGAGGUAUGCUUGGUGGAUUUCCAACUUAUUCGUUACAGCUCCGUAGCAUUGGACAUCGCCAACUUACUUUACUGCUGCACUAGCAAAUCGAUGCGUGAUGAACAUUUAUGUUCCUUUAUUAAACACUACACAACUGAACUGUAUAACUCGCUCAAAGUACUUUGUAAACUCCCCGAAUUCUUAGACACUGAAGAAAAAUUAGAAACUCAAUUUGCCAGCGAAUUAAAAUCAUAUGGGAAAUUUGCAUUUGGUCUUGCUUUGGAUAUUAUUCCCAUCAGUACUUGUGCAUCAGAAGAUGCCCCUGAUUUAUACCUUGUCUCAAGGACAGAUUCUACAUCUGGAGCUCCUGAAUUGAAUUUCCCUCCAAAUGACUUGUGCCGCCAAAAAAUGUCAGACGUACUUAUCGAUAUGGUAGAUGGAGGAAUGCUUUAAGCCACCAAAUCGAUACAACCCACGACAAUAUUUUACAGUGAUGUUACAAGUUCAAAACACAAAAAAAUAUGUAGACUAUUACCAUAAAUGUAUUGAUAUUGGUAGGGCACGUUUGAAAAUUAUUAUAUACCUACUUAUUUUUUUCUCUUGGCACAUUUUUUUUUAACCAUAGCCAUUUUUUAAGUUUAAU